Molecule: messenger RNA, 1922 nt
Organism: Spodoptera exigua (beet armyworm)
Lineage: Eukaryota; Metazoa; Arthropoda; Insecta; Lepidoptera; Noctuidae
Source: the annotation of a GenBank genome assembly
GCAGCGACAACAGUGUCUAUCUGGUACCUACAUGUGUCUGUGGUUUACAAAAUGAGGCUCAUAACUACAGUAGGCGUUCUUAUUCUGUGUGCCAUACACAACAUCUCAUGUGAUGACGAUGUAACUCUAGUAGAAGUGGAGCAAGGUCAACUUCGAGGCCAGGUACUGGAUGCCGUCGUUGGAGACUUUCAGUACUUCAGCUUCAAGGGUAUCCCCUACGCCAAGCCUCCUGUUGGGAAACUCAGAUUCAAGGAUCCAGAAUAUCUAGAUUCAUGGGAAGGAGUAUUGGACGCCACGGAACAUGGAAGCGUCUGUCCACAAUUCAACCCAAUAACUGCAGUGUACACCUCCGGCAGUGAAGACUGUCUUUUCCUCAACGUCUAUACCCCAAACGUCGCACCCGACACCCUUCUCCCAGUGGUCGUAUUCAUCCACGGUGGAGCCUACAUCUUUGGGUCCGGCAACACAGACUUGUACAGACCAGACUACCUACUUGCCAAUGAUGUGGUAGUAGUGACUAUCAAUUAUAGAUUAGGCGUUUUGGGAUUCCUGUCCCUAGGCAAUGAAGAUGUACCUGGUAAUGCUGCACUAAAGGAUCAAGUCACUGCCUUGAAAUGGGUGCAAAGGAAUAUCAAAAAGUUCGGAGGAGACCCGAAUAGCGUCACUAUUGUAGGAGACACUGCUGGUGGAGCAUCAGUCACCCUCCACAUGUUGUCCCCUAUGUCGAAAGGACUGUUCCACAAAGCUAUUGCAAUGAGCGGUUCUGCAACUUGUGAUUUUGGUCUUACUUAUAAACAUGAAGAAAAAGCAAAAAUUUUCGGUAAAGCGCUUAACUGUGAAAAUGUUGAUAAUAGUACAGCACUUCUCGAUUGCCUUCAGGCCGCUGAUUAUGAUGCUUUCUAUUCUAUCACUCCCACGGUUCUAGCUUCAGAAGAGAUAACAGAUGUCCUCUUCAAAAUGGAACACUUUACACCAGUUAUAGAAAAGAAAACUGGAAACAACUUCCUUACUGAAAACUACUACAGCGCAUUGACGAAAGGACACGUGAACAAGGAUGUGGACUUCAUAAUUGGAUACAGCAGUCAAGAGGCGGUACUCCUUAUCGACCUUUACAACGCUUCUUACGUAGAUUUGUACAACAGAUACAGGGAACUGUUCACCCCCAGCGAAAUACUCACUAAGAGUACUCCAGACACUAAUUUAGAAGUUGCUGAGAAUGUGAAGAAGUUCUACUUCGGUGAGAAACCUGUUAAAGUUGAAAACUUGGACUUGUUCGUGAAAUAUUCGAGUAGCGCUAGUAUAGGUUACCAUGCCCAGAGGUACGCCAACAAAUGGGCCAAUUUCGGUAAGAAAACUUACUUCUACAUAUUCGACGGCUUUACAAAGUGGAAUUUCUUCGGACAACAAGGUGCCAAAUAUGGGAUCAAGAAAGCCAGCCAUUUUGACAUCACUUACUAUAUGUUCUGGCCUGAAUCACUGAACUGGUCCAUCGAUACCGACAGCGUCGAAUACCAAGUGACGAAAAGACUAACUACGGCGGUCACAAACUUCGCAAAGUCAAGUGAUCCAAGUGUGGAUGGUGUGACAUGGCCAGAGUACAGCGCCUCAAACAAAGCUUACGUGACCUUCGGUAACGAUGGCCUCGAGGUGGGUUAUGGACCUGAUGAAGAUGACUACAACUUCUGGGAAGGAGUGUACAAGCGAGCUGGGAUACCAUUUUAAUUCUUAAACUUAAAAAAAAACUGGUUAUUUAUAAAGACUACAAUUGCAAUAAAAUAACCUUGUAUCUGUUUCGCGUAGUACAGCUCAUAAACCGUUAUUAUUUUUUUAGAACCUUAUAUUAACCUUAUAUUUUUGAACAUUUUACUUGUCGUCGUAUCUUGUGUACCGACGUUUUGUAUUCACAACACAAUAUUAAAAAG